AUGACCACGGCUCAUAGACCACAAUUUGACCCCGCUCGGGGUACCUCAGAGAUGGCGCCCACGAGAAUUACCGCUAGUCGUGCAUUACCAGCUCAUUUAAAGCUCAAAUACAGGAAAGCGAAACAAGGAACACAAGAAGAAGUUUCUAAGAAGGAUUUUCGAGACCAAUUACUACGCGCUGAAGCUAUUCACUUUGCUAAUCGCGAGCACGGGGUUGCUGACGACAAACAUUCCGAAGCACCAGUUGCCAUUGAGGCGAAUCCUGAAGCCAAAGCAGAUGAAUCUGAGGAAAAAGUGGAUUAUGAAGCACUACUGAGGAAAACCUUGGAAGAAGACGCAGAUACCAGUGUAAGUGAGAGUGAGAGUGAUUCUGAAGUGGAAGGGGAAUCAAACUUACCUGCCGAAAAACGAUUGAAGACGUUGAAUGAAAAAACCUCGGAUCUAAGUAGUAGCUCUAGUUCAGACGAGGAUGAUGAUGAGGAAGAUGAGACAGCACAACUUCUUCGAGAACUUGAAAACAUUAAACAAGAACGACAAAAGGAAAAAGAAAAACAGGAAAUGGAAGAACAAAGAGAAGAACAAGAGAAACGUGAGCGAGAAAUAGCUUAUGGAAAUGUUCUAUUAAACAAUUCAUCUACCAGUUCUUUUCAAGUUAAGCGUCGUUGGGAUGAAGAUGUUGUGUUUAAAAACACUCAUAAAGGUGUUGACGAUCAACCCAAACAAGGAUUUGUGAAUGAUAUGUUGCGAAGCGAUUUUCAUAAAAAGUUUCUUGCUAGAUUUGUUCGGUGA
Schizosaccharomyces osmophilus is the source of this 789-nucleotide messenger RNA. RefSeq names its product Prp19 complex subunit Cwf15 (gene cwf15). NCBI's taxonomy places the organism in Eukaryota, Fungi, Ascomycota, Schizosaccharomycetes, Schizosaccharomycetales, Schizosaccharomycetaceae. Gene Ontology annotation, cellular component: catalytic step 2 spliceosome. Gene Ontology annotation, molecular function: RNA binding. Gene Ontology annotation, biological process: mRNA cis splicing, via spliceosome. The record is from RefSeq and is a predicted model, not a curated record. The transcript is spliced from 2 exons. The coding region runs from base 1 to 789 and encodes 262 amino acids.